This is a messenger RNA of Nomia melanderi (Alkali bee), 1297 nucleotides long. RefSeq names its product ultraviolet-sensitive opsin (gene Uvop). The record is from RefSeq and is a predicted model, not a curated record. Lineage: Eukaryota; Metazoa; Arthropoda; Insecta; Hymenoptera; Halictidae. Gene Ontology annotation, molecular function: G protein-coupled receptor activity. Gene Ontology annotation, cellular component: membrane. Gene Ontology annotation, biological process: G protein-coupled receptor signaling pathway; visual perception.
GGUAUCAAGGAGAGGGGCUGGCGGACGGAGUGGCCAACAUGUCCAACGACAGUAUCCACUGGGAGGCGAGAUACGGGCCAGCUGGGCCGCCGCGUUUGCUUGGAUGGAACGUCCCCGCGGAGGAGAUCGUUCACAUACCGGACCACUGGCUGGUCUAUCCCGAGCCGAACCCCUCCCUUCAUUAUUUAUUGGCCCUACUGUACAUUCUUUUCACUUUCCUCGCGCUCCUCGGGAACGGCUUGGUGAUAUGGAUCUUUUGCGCCGCGAAGUCACUGAGGACUCCGUCGAACAUGUUCGUCGUGAAUCUCGCGAUAUGCGAUUUUUUCAUGAUGAUCAAGACUCCCAUCUUCAUAUACAAUUCCUUUAACACCGGGUUCGCUCUGGGCAAUCUAGGAUGUCAGAUAUUCGCCGUCAUCGGCUCGUUAACUGGCAUAGCUGCUGGAAUGACGAACGCUGCGAUAGCUUAUGAUAGAUACAGCACCAUCGCGAGACCUCUUGACGGGAAAUUGUCGCGCGGUCAAGUGAUGCUUUUCAUCGUCCUCAUUUGGACCUACACCAUACCAUGGGCACUGAUGCCGGCCAUGGGAGUUUGGGGCCGUUUCGUGCCCGAGGGCUUCCUCACGAGUUGCACUUUCGAUUACCUGACGGAUUCAAACGAGAUACGAUAUUUCGUCGGGACCAUAUUCACCUUCUCCUACGCCAUUCCGUUGACAAUGAUUAUAUACUAUUACAGCCAGAUCGUUAGCCAUGUCGUGAACCACGAGAAGGCGCUCCGGGAACAGGCGAAGAAGAUGAACGUUGACAGCUUAAGGAGUAACGCGUCUACGAACAGUCAGAGCGCCGAGAUUCGCAUAGCCAAGGCUGCCAUCACCAUCUGCUUCCUGUACUUAUGCUCGUGGACCCCGUACGGCGUAAUGGCGAUGAUCGGCGCGUUUGGUAAUAAAGCUCUGUUAACUCCCGGUGUCACGAUGAUACCAGCAUGCACGUGUAAGGGUGUCGCUUGUUUGGAUCCAUACGUGUACGCUAUCAGUCAUCCGAAAUACAGGUUGGAGCUGCAGAAACGGUUACCAUGGCUCGAGCUGCAAGAGAAACCGAUAUCGGACGCGCAGAGUACCACCACCGAAACCGUGAAUGCACCUGCAGCGGCCUCGAGCUAGACUUUGAUCGAAACAUUUGUUGCCGGUAAACAAAUGUUAGGAACUGGACUUGGCACUCGCGCGAUCCUAUGUUUUCACUUUGUUCGAAAUACGCGAUCCUUGUAUAGCAAAAGUAACCACAAUAAAGCAAUUUCCUGGCA